Chinchilla lanigera (long-tailed chinchilla) is the source of this 1493-nucleotide messenger RNA. RefSeq names its product linker for activation of T cells family, member 2 (gene Lat2). NCBI's taxonomy places the organism in Eukaryota, Metazoa, Chordata, Mammalia, Rodentia, Chinchillidae. Gene Ontology annotation, cellular component: plasma membrane. The coding region runs from base 524 to 1153 and encodes 209 amino acids. The transcript is spliced from 13 exons. The record is from RefSeq and is a predicted model, not a curated record. Gene Ontology annotation, biological process: B cell activation; B cell receptor signaling pathway; calcium-mediated signaling.
AUUUGCAGUGUGCAGUGACUGCAGUCAGCACGGGAGUCGGCGCAUGCGUGCAGCGCAUAACUCCCUGGAUUCUUCUUACUUCCGUUUCCCCGCAGUCCACCCCUCCUUCCAACCCUGGGUCCUCUUCCCAUUUGUAAAAGAUCUAUCUUCCUGUUUCCUAUUAUCUACCCUUUAUUUCGCUCUUUUUUUUAAGAGGAGGGAAGGUCCAUUUGGGUUCACAUUUAGAGUCCAAGGGCAGCACAGCAGGGACCCGUGUCAGGGCAGCGGGAAGCAGAGAGUCACUGGGGCCCUGGCCGAGGACCGCCGACUUCCUGCUCAGGGUGCCGUGAGGGAGCAAAACACAGACGAGAGAUCUGUUUGCCUUACGAGGGGCCCGGGAUGGGCAGAGCCGAAGAAGGACUAAGACACGAGGCACGGUGUCCUGGCUUUAUUAAGUGCACAGCUGGAUUGGAGGGUGCUGGUGGCUGCAGGAAGCGGUGGGGGUGAACUGCUGACGCGGUGUUGCAGGUGGGGGCACGAGGACAUGGGCGCCGAAACUGAGCUGCUGUGGCCAGGGGCAGCGCUGCUGCUGCUGCUGGGGGCUGUGGCCGGGCUGUGUGUACGCUGCUCCCGCCCAGGGGCGAAGAGGACGGAGAAAAUCUACGAGCAGAAGAACCUGCGCGGGAGUCAGCAGAGCUUCUCAGUGGCUGCUCGGACCUAUUCCUCGGUCGGGCAGGCAUGGCUCGGACCCCAGAUGGACACGGCCCCCGACGCAGCCCCCACAGGGAAGGACAAGCUGCUGCGGUUCUCCACCCUGCUGGAGGAAUCUGCAUCCUCCAGGUACCAGAACUUCAGCAAAGGGAGCAGACCCGAAUCUGACGCCUACAUAGACCCCAUCGCCGUGGACUAUUACAACUGGGGGUGCUCCCGGAAGCCCCCGGAAGAUGAGGACGACACCAACUCCUACGAGAACGUGCUCAUCUGCCAGCCUCGGGUCAGGCACACAGAGUUGGGCGGGGAGGACUCCGAGGACUAUCAGAACUCCGCAUCCAUCCACCAGUGGCACGAGUCCACGCGAGCCUGGGAACCAGCCCCCAGAGCACCCGGGAGCCCAGUCGAGGACGAUGGGGAGCCGGACUACGUGAACGGGGAUGUGGCAGCCAGGGAAGCCUAGGGGACAGUGGAACUGAGGAGCCAACGCCAGGCCCCAGGGAACCACCGGACUCGUGGACAGCUCUGCUGCACCCAGCGCGCUCACCUCUUCGGCCCUGCGGGGUUACUCCCGGAAGAGGCCUGGCGCUGGGACCACCUGGCUGACCGUGGGACAGCCUGGCAGACACUCAGACGUGGCAUCGCCACAGCUGCACCCUCUGCCCCGGCCUGGGCUUCCCUGGGGCAGGACAGGUGCCUGUGUCACCUGGCCUCCGCCAUGACAGGACACCCAGGAUUCAGGGCAAGCUGCAUCUCCCAACCUGUCCUGUAAAAUGCUGUCCAACACGGAUCUCCUGUCUGUC